Messenger RNA from Cataglyphis hispanica, 771 nucleotides. It is a transcript of the gene e(y)2, whose product is annotated as transcription and mRNA export factor ENY2. The coding region runs from base 174 to 464 and encodes 96 amino acids. Gene Ontology annotation, cellular component: SAGA complex; nuclear pore; DUBm complex. Gene Ontology annotation, molecular function: transcription coactivator activity; chromatin binding. NCBI's taxonomy places the organism in Eukaryota, Metazoa, Arthropoda, Insecta, Hymenoptera, Formicidae. The transcript has 2 exons. Gene Ontology annotation, biological process: poly(A)+ mRNA export from nucleus; regulation of transcription by RNA polymerase II; positive regulation of DNA-templated transcription. The record is from RefSeq and is a predicted model, not a curated record.
UCCAAAGAAUGACACAUCACACAUCGAAGUCUAGAAGUAGAAUAAUAUAAGGAUAAAAUUACUCGUCUGUUAAAACAUUGCUUUAAAUUAUUGACUUGAUAGGUUAAUGGAAACUAAGUAAUUCAGAAUAAAGAAACGAAAAAAUCAUAUUAUACAAUUAAAUUUAUAUAUUGAUGAAGACUGCAUUACAUCAAAGAUUAGUGAUGGUUGGCGAUCGUGAUGGAUUAAAAGAAUUAUUGAGACGUAGAUUGGUUGAAUGUGGAUGGCGAGAUCAAGUAAAAUUAAUCUCGAAGGAACUGAUAAAGGAACAUGGUCACGAUAUCACUUAUGAUACACUGCUAUCUGCAGUGACGACCAGAGCUCGCACGCUUGUGCCAGAUUCUGUGAAGAAGGAGUUGUUGCAAAAAAUCAAGAAUCAGUUGAUAGCCCAAGAGGAAAAACUCAAGAUUGUGACAGACCGUUAAGAACUUAUCUAAUCCAUUAUUAAACUUUGGACAAUUAUUUAUUGGUACAAUUAUGCUGAUAUACAGUUGCAAAAGUUGUGAUAAAUAUCUUUCACAAAUUACAUGUAUAAUUUCUUGAUGAGAAACUCAUAAUGUUUGAUGUAUUACAGUCAUGAUGUAUCAAUCAUUAUGUAUUACAAGAUUAGAAAAAAUAACUACAAGAAAAAAAAUGUGAUAUAUGGAUUUAAAAAGAAUUAAUUGCUCUAUACUUUUAAAGAAAUGUAAAAAUGGAAAUAAAAUAUUUUAUAUCAAAGUAUACAUAAAAAAA